CUCCGAGAUGAGUGUGACCGAUCUCAGUCGAUACACCUCAGAGUUUCUCGAGAAUCUUACUGAUGAUAUCAGGCACGAAGGCGUCUUCGAGAAGAAUUCAAAUUUACCAGUGAGCAGAAUAGUCGUAACCAAGCUCCCAAAAAGUUCGGAAGAAGAGAUCAUCAGAGAGAAAGCAAAGCGAAUUUUGCAAAAUAGAUAUGGGUUUAGUGAGGGUCAAGUGGAUAACUUAUUCUCUAUUCAGAAAAAUGUUCAACCCAAAAGCAAAACCACGCACGAAGUGCCCUGUUCCACAGUAAACAUUGUUAUUUCUAAGAGACAAAGUCUCCUUUCUUCGAAAGAUCGGGCCCGACAAGAAACAAUUGGAGAGAUGGCGCAUCGGUUUUUACGGGAUAAGCUUAGUAUUCGGGAUAUAAGAGCUGAAGCUUAUGCCUUGGCCCUAUCAGCAAAAAAUGCUAAUGCUGAUUUUACAGAAGAAGCUAACAAAAUCCAGAGGGACAAUCAGAAAAAGGCUGAAGCCAAUCGUAUUGAUUAUCCAGAUGAAUUUACAUUAGAAUCAGUCAAAGAAAGAUUGGAUAGUUAUGAUACAACUACUUUACCCGACUUACAAGCUCUCGCAGAUAAUAGGGGUCAACCAGAUAUUCCUAGAAAAUUUAAGAAGUACCAAGAACGAGCUAAGGAACUACUCACUUGGGUACAGAAUGCUAUAUCGUCUGGCCGAAUGGGUGAUCCAGGUAAGCCAGGAGUUAAAUGGUUCAAUAGAUUCUUAAAAAAUAUGAUCCAAUUCCCAAAUACUUACGAAAAUUGGUGCCAUUUAUGGUGUGGUAGCGCAUGA
This is a messenger RNA of Paraglomus occultum, 832 nucleotides long. The record is from the annotation of a GenBank genome assembly. NCBI's taxonomy places the organism in Eukaryota, Fungi, Glomeromycota, Glomeromycetes, Paraglomerales, Paraglomeraceae.